GAAGGUGUAACAAGUGUCCGGAGUCUAUCGUGCAUGAUUUUAAGGUUGAUACAUAGCCUCUAUCAUCAAUAACAUCGCACCUUUUUGAGUCGCUCAUUCCUGGGCGAAGAAUGGCAACGUGCUGAUUUGGUGAUCAACAAGGAAGGUUGAUUUCCUUCUGCUCGACAGUACUGAACUUUCCUCGUCGCGUGACGAGCUACUUUAGACACCAUUAAAAGAGAAGUGGGAUUUCAAAUCUGGAACAGAAACACCAACUCACUCUGGGAUUGACACACUCACUGGAAGUCUGUCCGUCUGUCCGUCUGUCUCGAUUUGUUGCAUACCACUCACUCACCCAUCAACCCUUCACUUUUUUGGCUCAACAUCCAAUGGCACUUCUUCACCGAUUUCUUCGUCUGAACGAUCACAAGGAAACGGGCAUAUUCACAUUCAUCGUGACAAAAAAUGUGACCCGGGAUUCGCACAGAGAUGUGACCAGCAAAGACUUUUGGUACGGCUAUCAUCGUUGGGCUGUGGCGUUUAGUCGGCAUGAGAAAACGGUGGGCAUCUACUUGGUGUGGCGCAAUGCCUCUGAAGGCAUGAAAGUGACCUUGGAUUUCAAUCUGAUCCUUCUGAAUCGAGACCACUUCUCUCAGAAUCAAAUCUUUAAUCGAAAGCGAGUCAAAUUCAGCCACGAGUCCCCAGGAAAUGAAACCACUCAGCCAGCCAUAUCAACUAGACGCUCGAAUGAAUUGCGAGCAUCCAAUCAAGCUACUAGGACGUGUAGUUAGUUCCUUCCCAUAGAAUCGGAGGCGAUUCUUUGUGUCAAGUUUCUUUUCUCAACUUGCUUACCUAGAUUGAGGAGAAAUCGGGUCUGACAAGUGACAGUUGAUGUACGGGGGAGAUCAUCUCUUUCGUCCUAAAAAAUCUUCUGGCAAUAUUUCAAUCCUGCGAAGAACUUGAAAGCUUUUGACUCCACUCGAUGAACGGAGAGAAAAUCCGCUUCAAACAGCUUGAGCUGAGCUCUGAAAAGUGAUGGCUGGGUUUGUGCUCGUUCCUCAGUUAGUACUUGCCCAUUGGCGGCUUUCUCCUCUUUUUCCACUGGCUGUACUAUACACUGUACAUACGUACGUAAAGGAAAGGGCACUUGCCAUGGUUGUAAAGGUGUUGAGGAUGAUCAACCGCUGUAAAUGAGCAUGAUCCAUUCCAAUUCAAAGUGAGAACUUGAGCUCUUGGAAUCCCUCGGCCAAUGAAUGAAUUGAUUGCCCUCAGUCUGUAUCUCUUCCUGUUUUUCCCUCGUACUCUAGCCAUCUUUUUCGGUGUCUGCUCCUGUUUCUCUCUCUGUCUCUUGGUAACUUCAAGAGCCCCUUCCGUCCUUUUCAUUCUGAUUCUUUCCGUUGGUCUCGUUCAAUCCACUCGUAUUUCUUGUUGUGCCAAGUUUGUUUGACCGAAAAGAUUGAAAGACGAGAAAGGUCGCUUCCUCCUCCUCGUUAUUUUCAUUCUCAGUCGUCAUCAUCGUCAUCAUCAUCUUCAGCUUCAGCUUCGUCGUCGUCAUCAUCUUUUGACUUUACGAGGCCUUUAUUUCUUUCAGCUCAAGUUGUUUUAAAACCACUACAUGGUGCCCUCAGUCCUAAGAGAGGGACGCUAAGAUGGAUCUUUUAGCUAACGUUGAAUGAAACACCAUUUUGAAGCAAACUCACGGGGGAGUCUUGCAAAGCUAUCUUCUAAGUCAAUCCCACUUCAAAUAGAUUAACUAGUUUUUCUUGCUUGAAAUGGGCUUUCACUCACAUGUCAAAAGCCGAAUAAUAGAAUGAAAUGAAUUUGUGGCUUUUGGGUCAUUCAACAUCCCUUUAUAGUAUUUUCUUUUUUUUUACUUAAGCUUUGUGCGUGUUAGAGUGUUGGAGCGCUUUGGUUGAUAUGGUUGUCCAAUUUUAACCCCUCGAUUAAUCACUUAAUCAACCCAUCAAUAUUUCCCAACUCUCCUUACCUCACUGUCUGCCUGUCUAUCUAUCUGUACGCCUUUCUGACGUUUUGGCUGGCUUUCAACUCCUGUUGCCGCAUCUUUCAUGGGUCGGAACAUGGAACAUCAUCUAUUCCUUGACCCGACCCACAUGAUGGUUGAUACUGUUUGCCUCCUUUCACGGCUCAUUUCAUCUCGCUCUUCCAUCACGCUUGAUUACGGCCACAGUUCAGGGAACGCAAAAGUUUCUGUGGCUGAACACUUUAGAAAAUGAACAUUUCAUGGAUCGGAACGGUGAGUUCCAAAUUGAAGUGGGCCUCUCCUCGAUUCAUUCCGUGUUUGAGCACAAGUUCAAAUUGAAUCAGUCCAUCUUUGCUCAUUCGUCCAAGUUGGGCAAAUUCGAGACUGCCUAUUUCAGCCAAGGGCACUAUGACUGGAGCUUGGCGCUCUAUCCAAACGGCAGAGCCGACUCUCAAAUUGGCGUGCCCGAAGGCCAAACGGGCUCCAGUGUCACGGUUUAUCUGACCCGCCAUUCGGGUCUGGAUCGUACGUGUCGGGUGAAGUUCAUCUUGAAAUUGGGCGAUGGGGACGCGCAGAUCGAUUCCGGGAUGCUGGACGAGGCCUCCGAUUCAGACGGACGGAGCUAUGGGUGGCUACCACGGGCCAAACUCGCCGAUUUAGUUCACAAAGGAACGCUGAGGUUGGUCGUGGAAAUGGUUUCGGUCAAUGUGGUGAGUUUGGUGGAGUUACCGGUGGUUCCACCCAAUCCCAUUGGCUGCCCACUUUAUGAUAACGACAAACACACUUGGGAACUCGAGUCAGAUCUGAAUGGGGACACUUUGCGAUUGCGACUCGUGCACAAGGAUGCCAAGAACAUACCCAGGAACCACAUCAGAUACGUCUGUUGGGCAGUGUACUUGUUGAAAACCCACCCCAAGUUGAAGAGCGCCUUGGGGGAAGGAGAUAACGCCCCUCGAGAAUACACGGCUAAAAUUCCAAUGGAUCAGAAGUUCUACUUCCAAUACUACGUACAAGAUGACACUGAAGUCGGAACGCUCAUGGAUACGAAAAUCCCUUUAAAAGAGAUUGUCGAGCCAAAUUCAGGUUAUUUGAAAAAUCGAACGGGGAUUCGCAUUCACGUGGAAUGGUUGCAUUCUUGCUUGUUGUUUCAAGCCACUUAUCACCACUAUGAUGAUGUCACACGAGUUCAAACCCAUCAAAUGAGGCAAGAGAUUCAGAACUUGAAGCUGGAAAACGAGAUGCUGGACCAAAGAAUCAUGACUUAUGAGGCGGAUGGCAUGUUCAGUGUCUGUCCCUCAGCGGUGGGUGGUGGUGGUGUGGUCGGAGAAGGAUCAGUGGGACUAAUAUCAUCUUCUGAUGGAAGUCAGAGGCGAUCCCAUCUGCCACUUGCGGGCAAUAAUGGACCUCCGGGGGGCUCGGCCGGUGGAGCUGCUUACAACCAUUCGAGUAAUCCUAGCGGCAACAGCGGCACACUCAGAGAUGAGGACAAAGAUUUCAUGCCAAAUGUUUUCUCAAAAUUCUAGACCUUCUACGAACGUACCUACCGUAUACGUGGCCAACUUGGUCUUGCUUCUUGCUAAUUUAAUCCACUGAGCAAAUCUAUAGUGCCAUAAGAAGUCAAAAUGAUUGCAUGAUAAGAAUUACGUGUAUUUUUGUUCCUAAUAUGAAUGCUCUCGGAAGAUCUCUCAGCCUCUGGCCUUUUGUUUCGUGAGCUUUGUUUUGAAUGCAACUUUUCCACAUUCUUUCGUAUUCGUCCCGCCAGCAUCAAACAAUUCAGACAUUUUGAGGAUUAAUUGCUUAAUUGGUCACAAAUGUGAGCUUCUAUUGACGCGUCAUCAUACAGAUUAGUACCAAUAUUGCUAUCCUUCGAGGAGUGCUCGAAAUUUCAUAAAGGGAUGCAAAAUUUCCCAUCGAGGAGCCGAAAGUGAAUUUGAUGCACUUACUAAUAAUUGCCGGCCGAUUUACUGUAAAGUAUUGUUGGGCCAUUAUGAGCAAAAGCUUAAAAGCCCAUUUAUUUAGUCCUACUUCAGAGGCCAACGUCGCUAAUUUACUGUUUGCCUCCCUUAAUCGCACAUCAGUGCAUUUUCUAUGUAGAGGUUGUCUCAAUUUAGUGCCCCAAGUUAAUAAUAAAUUGCUCUGAACUCUGAUCAGUCCUGAACAGUCCUUAACAAAAAUGAGUUGAGCUUCCAUUCAGAUAUUGUAAAAUAUGAGGUUAAUCUUUGGUUGUA
Molecule: messenger RNA, 4188 nt
Organism: Tigriopus californicus
Lineage: Eukaryota; Metazoa; Arthropoda; Copepoda; Harpacticoida; Harpacticidae
Exons: 9
Coding region: 2221-3483 (420 amino acids)
Molecular function (GO): protein binding
Source: RefSeq, a predicted model, not a curated record